GAAGGCGAUUUUAGUCUACAUAAUCAAUGCAGAAUGGCGGAUGGUGAAAAUGUGUACUACAGAGGAGAAGGGAUUUGUAAUCUUGUUCUAGCCACAGAAAAGGAAAAACAGGUUUAUCGUCUUAUGAAAGCUGGCAAAUACUCAGGCAAGCAGGGCUGUAACAAAGGACAUCGUGCUCAGGAGAGAUCAAAAUGGAUUCAUCAAUCUUUAGAAGAUAAUGUAGAGUAUAUCAAAAACAUAAUGGUCCCCCUGCUGACUGAUGCUUUUGUGGUGAUUCCAAAAAUCCGUGAAAUACCCAAAGGGUUUACAGAGAGGAUUGAAGAAGAAAUCAAACACAUUAGAACAGCUCACAAGCGUGUGCAGGAGGAUGAUUUCCGAACGGUGGACCCUGCAACAUGUUCAGCGCUGGUGCUUCCCGAUUUCUGUUAUGUCACCAAUCUUUCAACAAACACCUGCAUAUCUUCAACCGCACCCGAUGCAUUUCCCACCAUUAGUGUAGAAAUUAAGCCAAAGAAAGGCUUCAUCCCGCUGUCUGCAUUGAGUAAUGACUCCUCCACAUUAAAGACAGGGGUCUGCAAAUUCUGCAUGCAUCAGAGAUUAAAGGCCAAAGAGGGGCGAUGGACCAAGACCAGCCUCUAUUGUCCACUGGAUCUGUUCUCAGGGAAUCGUGCUAGAAUGAGACAUGCCCUCCAUGGUCUGUGUGUAACUCCCCAGAACAACCUGAAAAUCUGUCAGAAUGGAAUUGAGGUAUACAGUGAAUUUUCUAAAGGUGACCUAGGUAAAAUCCUACAGCAGUUUUUCGGAGAUUCAGUGAAUGGGUUGAAAAAUGGAAUGAGAAAACACGUGGAAGUGCAGACAUUUGUCGAUUUGAUCAUUGAUGCUUUACUGUAUGUGCCAAAAAAACUGGAAUCUCAUCGAUCUAGUCACGCAGUCCUGAGGGCCAGUAAUCGUCAAGCUAAAGACUCGCCAAGUCUCUCCCGCAAAAAGUCUCCUAUUUAUAGUCAGCAUUGUCAGAACAGUUCGUUCAAGACAAACCAUAAUGCAAGUUCUGAGCCAAACAGUCUACCCCAUAGUUGUGUUCUGGAGCGAGUCCUCCAUGUCCAGAUGCUUGACCAGCUGGACAUUGAGGAGAUCCACCCCCUGUAUGUCAGGGUGAAGGAGUAUGUGUACAACCACCCUGAAGAAAGUGCCCAAUGGAAUCUGUAUGGGCCGUUCACUUCCGAGUCUUGGUUGACCCCAUGUUUAGAGGACCCACAGAGCCAUGCAGACACAGAGAGUAUAGAGUAUGCUGUCAGUCAGGUAAAGAGACACAACAUAUCUAAGACUGCCCAGGACUGUUCUAUAAUGGUGGCUAUGCAGCAGAUCUCUCCAAACAUGAAUAUUGAGAAUGAGGACAUGGUGCUAACGGACAGCUGUGGCAGGAAGUAUCAGUUCUCUGUGGUGAUCAUUGACCUUGACCCCAAACCUGUGGACAAGAUCAAAAAAUACCACCGCCAGCAAUCCGACAUCGUCCAAGCCUUCACAGAAGAUCAGCCUGACGACACAGAAGAUGAUGCAGCCAUUGAUCAUUAAACAGGGGUCAGGAUGUCAAGGGCAUAGGAUAUCAGGGUCAUUAGCAAAAGUGGCAUUUUCGUAAAAAAAUGGUUUAAAAUGAAUUGGAUGAUACAAUGUAAGGAUCCUGCAUUAUAGAUGUUGAAUUUUAAUGAUGAAUGAAGUACUAUGUAUUUGUUUUCGAUUUUUUUGAAAUAUUUUUUGUUUAAAUUUGCUUUGUUUGAUUUCCAUGGUAACCCUUCAAAAGGAUUUUUCAUAGAAGUCCAACAGAUAUCUAGUCAUCCCCUUGUUUGUUGUUAUUUUUGUUGUUUUUUCCAAGAAAAGAAAUGUUGUUUCCAUCGUUUUGUUGAAGAAAUAGAUUAUGAAUAUUGAACAUCAAAUUUUUAAAAAUCAUAGUGCAUGUAUUCAUCUCUGUUUUCAAACACAUUUGUGAUACAGUAGUUCAGAAAACUAUAAACGAACAGAUCUAAGAGGGUGUAUAUUUAAAAUCAGAUAUUUCUUGGAAUGGAGGAACUCAAAAACUUUUGUUUUGCAAUAAUGCUGGUGAAACAAUGUUAAAAAAAGUGGAAUUUUAAAUUUUCUAUUGAUGAGCAAAUCAUAACAAAAUGCAUUCUAUUUAUUAAUGUAAUAUGAAUGAAUUUAAACCAGAAAAUAAGAGUUAUCUUCCCUAUGUUCUCUCUUGAAAAUUAUAAUGCUUUCAUUCAAAUUUGUUUAAGGAAAAAUAGGAAGAAAUACACAUCAUCUGAUUAGGGCAUUUCAAUCCACUUAAAUGAAAUGUGCUUUGGAAAGUCAGGUAUUAGAGCAUACAAAUUUAACCUAAAUUAUUAAACUAAUUUAAAAAGGGGUGGGGGGCUAGAAUUUCACUUCCUGUCUAUACUUGAAUGGACUCCCUCUUGAAUUUGCAUGGGGAAAAAAUUAUUAUUUGUCUUGAAAUUAAUUAUAUUAAAAAAAAUUUCAACUAUGAAUGCAUAUCAAAUCCCUGUUAACAUUGGAAAAAACAAUAGUUUUACUGCAUUUUUUUUUAAUGAAAAAAAAGGUUAUAUAUAUUUUAAAAGUGUUAUAAUUGUUGUUGUAAUAUAUAUACAUAUGCUUUAUUCUUGUUUAAUAUAUACUACAUGGGUAUAUUGUUAGUAUCUUUAAAGUUAUGGUAUUCCAGUAGGGGAACAUCAGACAUAUUCAUCAUUAUAUUUUAAGUAUAUAUUUCAGUUCUAUAUUUGGUUAUAUGUAAAGAAGCAGCAGGUACUAUUGUGGGUCACACAUGCACAUCUGUUCUGAGAAAAACCGGUGGUAGUAAAUUAUUGGUAUUUAUGUUCAGAAAAGAGGUGAACAUUUUUUGCAUAUUUGUGAAAUCCUAAUUGUAAAAAAAAUAGUCAUGCAGUUGAUACUUGUAAAUUUUCUGUUAUAUUUUAAGUAAUUCAUGUCUUAUAUAUCUCCAUUGCUUUAUAUGUUUUGAGUGAUUUUUGUUGUAAUUAUACCUUGAUUCAAUCAAAUAUUAAUAAGGUCAAAGGUGUUACACUCAUAAAUAAAUUUUAACAUGAAUUAUAAAUUUAGAAUUAUGAUGUUAUUACCCACCCUUUUUCACAUAGAAGCAGGACCAGUUUCCUGUAGUGCCAAAUAUAAGCAUUAUUUGGCCAAAAAAAAUGUGUACUUUGAAUGUUUGUGGAAGGUCAGUGUUGUCUUAUUAUUGUAGCUUUUCUUGUUAUUGUAUAUCUUUUUGUAUAUCUUUCCUUCUUUCAAGAAGUCCCCGUGGAAUUUUUUUUAAAAGAUGAAAGGCACGGAAGACAAUUGGUGCAUUAAUUAGGAUCCAGGUGCUAUCCCUUUCUUGCAAUAUGAAUGCAAUGUUAUGCAUAUUUUAACACUGGUGCUUCUGAGAUCUGAUAAAAUAACAUACUUCUAAAUUAUUGAAUACCUUAACAAUGGCUACUUAUUAUUUCGAGCUUCCCACUGUCCUAGGAAUUCAUUUAGCUCAUGAAAAGCAUGAUGUAUGCAUUUGCAAGUUCAAUUUAUCCAACAUUAAAAAUGUCCUGUUUACAUGACUGCCAGUAUAAAUAGUUUGGGGGGGAGGGGGGAAUGAGGA
Messenger RNA from Saccostrea echinata, 3628 nucleotides. Its product is annotated as inositol-pentakisphosphate 2-kinase-like. Gene Ontology annotation, biological process: inositol phosphate biosynthetic process. The coding region runs from base 34 to 1572 and encodes 512 amino acids. The transcript has 14 exons. Gene Ontology annotation, cellular component: nucleus. The record is from RefSeq and is a predicted model, not a curated record. Lineage: Eukaryota; Metazoa; Mollusca; Bivalvia; Ostreida; Ostreidae. Gene Ontology annotation, molecular function: inositol-1,3,4,5,6-pentakisphosphate 2-kinase activity; ATP binding.